This is a messenger RNA of Cololabis saira (Pacific saury), 2782 nucleotides long. It is a transcript of the gene fap, whose product is annotated as fibroblast activation protein, alpha. Bases 220 to 2460 code for a protein of 746 amino acids. The record is from RefSeq and is a predicted model, not a curated record. The transcript has 26 exons. Lineage: Eukaryota; Metazoa; Chordata; Actinopteri; Beloniformes; Belonidae. Gene Ontology annotation, molecular function: serine-type endopeptidase activity; dipeptidyl-peptidase activity. Gene Ontology annotation, biological process: proteolysis.
AGUAAAAAAGUUGCUGUGCAGACUGCAGAGACAGCUCGGCGUGCUUGUCGGACUGGUCUCAGGAAUGCAGCUGGAAGAGCUGCAGACGGACGGAGAGCUCAUUCCUGCAGGCGCGUCUGGGCGGUGAGAGCGCCUUCAGGACCGGAGCUCCAACCAAAACACCGGCCACCUUUACGGAUUACCACAGAGAGCUUCAGCCACUCCGUCCUCAGCAUCACCAUGGGCUGGAACAAGGUGAUGUGGGGAGCGCUAGGGGCGGUUGUCGUCAUCACCAUAAUAACAAUCCCGGCUGUCUAUUACAGCAAAUCUGGAGUUACCAAAAGGCCUUUCACACUUGAUGAUUACUUCAAUAACACCAUUAGGAGGAAAUCCUACAAUUUGUACUGGAUAUCAGAUCAGGAGUAUUUACACAAAUCAAGUGAUGGGAGCAUCUUUCUCCACAAUGCUGAAACAAGGGAGGAGUCACUAUAUUUGAGCAAUUCAACCUUUGCUAAAGUGAACGCCACUGAUUACAUGUUGUCAGGUGAUUACAAAUACAUUGCUUUAGAAAGCAAUUUCACAAAGAAAUGGAGACAUUCGUACACGGCCUCGUAUACCAUCUUUGACCGGGAAAAGUCAACAUAUGUUACAUCAGCAAAUCUUCCUCCUGUCAUCCAGUUCUUUAUCUGGGCAUCAAAAGGAAACCAAUAUGCCUAUGUCUCAGACUUCAACAUUUUUUUAAGCUCCGGUGCCACUACCGAAGCUGUACAGUUGACACACAAUGGGAAAAAGAAUGAGAUCCUUAAUGGCAUUCCUGACUGGGUGUAUGAAGAGGAAGUAUUUGCAACAAACGGAGCCAUAUGGUGGUCCACAACAGGAAGGUUCUUGGCUUAUAUUGAAUUUAAUGAUACUGAAGUUCACAAAGUGGAGUUCCCUUGGUAUGGAUCUGAGCAAUAUCCCGAAACAGUGGCUGUUCCAUACCCAAAGGCUGGAACAAAUCUUACCAAGGUGAAAUUGUUCGUGGUUGAUACCACAAAUCCGUCGCUCCGCUCCCUCGUGUCCCCCCCUGCUUCUGUUGCCUCAGGUGAUCACAUUUUGUGCUCAGUGACCUGGGUUACAGACGAACGCGUCGCUGUGCAGUGGCUCACGAGGAAACAGAAUCAUGUGGUCGCACAGAUCUACGACUUUGAUGGAAGUGCUUGGAAUGAGAAGCAGAAAUUUGAGCAAACAAGCAAGACAGGCUGGAUUGGUCAUUACGUCCCCCUGCCUCUUUUCUUUGCUGAAGAUAAGCUCAGUUUCUACAACGUGAUGAGUGACACUCAGGGCUACAAACACAUUCAUCAUGUGAAAGAUGGCAAAGCAACACCUGUUACCUCUGGGAAAUGGGAGGUUAUCUACAUAUCCAAAUUAACAAAGGAUGCCAUAUAUUUUGUGAGUAAUGAAUAUAAAGGAGAGCCGGUCAAAAGAAAUCUAUAUAAGGUUUUGAUUGGAAGCAGCCCUUCAGCCCCCCAGUGCCUCACCUGUAAGCUGCGCGAGGACAGGUGUCAGUACAACUCAGUUUACUUCAGCUUUGACGCCUCUUUCUACCGAGUGUACUGCAAUGGACCUGGACUGCCCCUCUACAUGCUCAUGGACAACAGAGGCUCAGGUGCAGAGCUCUCCAUUCUUGAAGACAACAAGGAUCUGGGAAAUAUUCUGUCCCAGUUCCAGCUGCCAACAAUGAAAUAUGGCACGUUAAAGUUUGCAGGAUUUGAUCUUUGGUAUGAAAUGAUGUUGCCACCAAAUUUCCAGAAGUCCAAAAAAUACCCACUUCUUAUAUACGUGUAUGCUGGCCCCUGCAGUCAGAGCGUGAGCUACCAGUUCAAGCUGAACUGGGGCACGUACCUCUCCAGUUCACACGGCAUCAUCGUUGCCAGGUUUGACGGAAGGGGAAGCGGUUACCAGGGUGAUGAAAUUAUGCAUGCGAUCUACAGGCGCCUCGGGACCUAUGAAGUGGAAGAUCAGAUAACAGCUGCCAGGAAGUUCAUUGACAUGGGUUUUAUUGACAAAGACAGAAUUGCAAUAUGGGGUUGGUCCUAUGGUGGUUACGUCACCUCAAUGGUCUUGGGUGCUGGGACCGGACUCUUCAAGUGUGGGAUUGCAGUGGCCCCAGUAGCCAAGUGGGAAUAUUACGAUGCCGUGUACACUGAGCGCUACAUGGGCAAGCCGUCGGAGAAUUCAGAAGCUUACAAAAAUUCCACUGUCACUUCCAGAGCCAAGAACUUCAAAACAGUUGAUUAUCUGUUGGUUCACGGCACAGCAGAUGACAAUGUCCAUUUCCAGCAGGCCGCACAGAUCUCCGAAGCUCUGGUGGACCAACAAGUGGACUUUGAGGCGAUGUGGUACACUGACAGGGACCACGCCCUCAGUGGAUCGGCCAGCUAUCACUUGUACACCCUCAUGAGUCACUUCCUGCAGAAAUGCCUUGUAAAUUAUAAAUAAAUGUGAAAAAAUGUCAAUGUGCAUUUUUUCUUCUUCCUUUUUUUUGUUGCCUUGUUUUUGUAAUCUCAUUGAUGUUGUGAAAAGUCAGGUCAACUCUUUAUAUUUUUAUGUACUGCAAAUGUAUCAGUGCUCACACGACUGUGCACUUGUGUGUGUGGACUUGUAUCACUUUCUCAAACAAAAGCCAUUGCAUGCGUUUGUGGUCGGAAAUGUUUCGUAUGUGAAUGUGCUGAUGUUUGGCAGGUGUGUUACUCUGCCCAGAUUUGUCGUGGAGUGGGUUCAUCUGUUGUAAUGUUCUGAUCAAAUUAAAAUAAACAUUGUU